Molecule: messenger RNA, 1791 nt
Organism: Chaetomium fimeti
Lineage: Eukaryota; Fungi; Ascomycota; Sordariomycetes; Sordariales; Chaetomiaceae
Product: PhoD-like phosphatase-domain-containing protein
Exons: 7
Source: RefSeq, a predicted model, not a curated record
AUGCGUGUCUUGUCAACUCUAAGUCUGGCGGCCCUCUCGGCGCCGCUGGCUUCUGCUGCAUUUGAGGGAAACCUCAACUACCACAGCCCUUCGCUACGCCAUGUCAACCUCGGCAUCGACGUCCCCGUCGUGGCACGCCGCAGCCUGAAGCGUAGCGCCGUGCCCUUUGAGCCGUCCGAGCUUAACUUCACCCACGGCAUUGCCUCUGGCGACCCCUACCCGGACAGCGUCAUUCUCUGGACCCGAGUUGCCCCGUCUCUGGUUUCUGACAACAGCAACGUCACCGUGGAGGGAACCGUUGCUUUGUACAACCACGAGACCGAGAAGUACAUCAAGGCCGAUCCUAACCCGAUCUGUGUGGAGUGGAAAGUCUGGGAAAUCAAGUCCAACGGCACUCGCCCUGGUCACGGCCCCAACCCCCCUAAGAAGAACGCUGCAGCCCAAGGUACUGCUUACACGACAAGCGACAUUGACUACACUGUUAAGGUCGAGGCCAAGGGUCUUAAGCCGUUCACUGAUUACAACUACCAGUUCACGGUUUGCAAGUCUGACAACACCAGCCCGGUGGGAAGGACCAAGACUGCGCCUGCAGAUAAUUCCAAGCUAGACGAGCUCAAGUUGGCCGUAUUUUCGUGCAGCAACUUCCCCAAUGGUUAUUUCAACGCGUACGGCAAUGCCGCCCGGAAGGACCAGCAUGAUUAUGUGAUCCAUCUGGGUGACUACAUCUACGAGGGAGCCCAGGGGGGCGAGCGUGCACACGAACCCCCGCAUAUCAUCUUUAGCUUGUGGGACUACAGGACCCGCCAUGGACAGUACCGCACCGAUCCCGACCUACAACUCCUGGCUCAGAACUACGCUUGGAUGCCGACCUGGGAUGACCACGAGAUUGCCAACAACGGUUACCGUGAUGGAUUCAGUGCCUUGAACAACACGGAAGAGUCUUUCCGCACGGACGGCCCCUCCAUCACCGUCGACCAGCGCAAGAUGAAUGCGGUGCGGGCCUAUUUUGAGUGGAUGCCCAUCCGCCAAGUCGACCUCGACGACAACCUCCGGAUCUGGCGGUCCUUCAAGCUGGGCAGCCUCGUGGACCUGAUCAUCCUCGACACGCGCAACUACGACCGCAGCAUCACCAGCCUGGGGUGGAACGACCACUACAUCGACCUCAUCCGCGACGACGCCUCGCGCACGCUGAUGGGCUCGCGGCAGGAGAACUGGUUCUACAACCAGCUGACGGCGUCGUCGGAGCGCGGCGCCGCCUGGCGCAUCAUCGGCAGCCAGAUCAUCUUCUCCGAGAUCAGCAACAGCGGCGACAACUGGCAGGGCUACCUCGCCAACCGCAACCGCACCCUGCAGCACCUGUACGACAACGGGAUCGGCAACAACCUCUUCCUCGCCGGCGACAGCCACCAGAGCUGGGUCUCGGACGUCACCUGGCUCGGCAAGGCCGACUACGACUCCGAGACCGGCGAGGGCUCCGUCGGUGUCGAGUUCGCCGGCACCGCCGUCUCGUCCUCGGGCCAGAGCGGCCCGAUCCUCGCCGCGAGGGAGAAGGCCCGCGCCCAGGUCGAGGCCCACGAGGUGCUGCAGUGGCAGGAGGGGUACUACCGCGGGUACUUUGUCCUGCAGGUCCGCAAGGAGGGUGUGACGGCGCAGUACUUUGGUUCUCCGAGCGUCGCAACCCCCAACGCCUGGGACCUCCCGCUGGCCAACUUCACGGUCGCGUCUGGCAAGAACCACUUGUCGCGCCCCGUUGGCGGCGGAAAUGUCGAGGCUGGCUUCCUCCGCGGUGGC